AGGCGAGAUGGCAGUGCACGUUUUCAAAUGCCUGCGCCGGCCCGGGCGCUAGAAGAGCCAACAGGUAGCAUGAGUUCUGUCAUAACACCUUAUCGUUCAAAUAGAGGCAGGUGGGGUUCAAUACCAGCUUAGGUGGCAGACAUUUUUGGUUUGUGUGUGUGUCUGUGUGAGAGUGAAGACAGUGUAGGAGGGCCAUCCGGUGUUUUGACAGGAGAGUUAUGGAAUAUGUGGAGCCUGACUUGACCCCCGCUGACGCUCCCAGCAAAAAAGGAGGCACCGUGUCCAAGAAGACUCAUUUGACCCAGAUUGAAGUUAUCCCAUGCAAGAUUUGUGGUGAUAAGUCUUCUGGAGUGCAUUAUGGUGUCAUCACAUGUGAGGGUUGCAAGGGAUUUUUUCGGCGCAGCCAACUUCCCACCGUGUCCUAUUCCUGCUCCAGGCAAAGUAAUUGUCAGAUAGACCGGGCCAGCCGGAACCGCUGCCAGCACUGUCGUCUGCAGAAAUGCCUGGCUCAGGGCAUGAGUAGAGAUGCGGUAAAGUUUGGACGGAUGUCUAAACGUCAGCGGGACUCUCUGAUUGCUGAGGUGGAGAGGCACAGACGACAGCAGCAGCAACAACAGCAGCAGCUUCAGGGAGACACUCAGGUGGCGUUGUCCUGUCCCAACAAGAACCGUCAAGACCGCUCCCCCCAACUUCUCCAGCCCAUGCCCACAGCCUACUCCUACACUGGAGACACUGAGCUGCUUUCCUACGCAGCUGAUGUUCAUCCUUACCUUUUGUGCUCUCCCAGUGAUUCACAAGGGUCAGGAAUGAUCUGCCGUGGUCCUGGUGUCUCUCCCUCUUCAAGAUCCCAUUGCAGAGGAGACAAUGGCAGAUUCCCCGAUGUAAGAGGAUUUGAUCCCAGACAUCAAUCUCAUGAUCUGAUGACGAUCCAUCCUUUAAACCCUCUGGAAGAUCCUUACAGUCUCUAUCCUCAUUCUCUGCGAAACAUGGAUGAGCUGUGUGCCAGCAUUGUGCGUUCCCACAGGGAGACCAGCCAGUACAGACCAGAGGAGCUGCAAGCUCUCAGAUGGAAACUGUUCAGCAGGGAGGAGAUCCAAGCCUACCAGAGCAAAACAGUGGAUGAGAUGUGGCAGCACUGUGCCAGCCAACUGACUGAUGCUGUGCAGUAUGUAGUAGAGUUUGCGAAACACAUCCCAGGUUUUCGUAUGCUCAGCCAGAACGACCAGAUUGCCCUCUUGAAGACUGGCUCAAUGGAGGUGGUUCUGGUUAGGAUGAGUCGCUUCUUUAACACAGAGAACAACACUGUGUUCUUUGAUGGGAAAUUUGCUGGACCAGAAGUCUUCAAAUCCUUGGCCUGUGGUGAUUUAAUUGGAGCAGUGUUCGACUUUGCUCAUGGUAUGUGUGCUCUAAAGCUCACUGAACAGCAGAUCGCUCUCUUCGGUGCUUUAGUGCUGAUCAAUGCAGACCGUCCAUGUCUAGAGGACAGAGGUAGAGUUCAGCGAGUGCAAAGAAGUGUGGAGCUUGGACUUACGCACAUUCUACACCAGCACAACCAGGAGAGUCUGAUGCAUAAGCUGUACCAGAGGAUGGCGGUGUUGCGUUCGCUUUGCAGCCUGCACAUGGAGAAGCUGCGCUGGUUCAGUCAGCGAUACCCACUCACUGCCCACUCUCUGUUUCCUCCACUCUACAAGGAGCUGUUUGCAUCUGAGGCAGAGCUGCUGCCUGGGACCACUCACUGAUGAUCUGACAGCUGCAAACUCAAACACACACAUAGACACAAACUAUUUAAAGUUUCAUCAUUACUUUCUGACAGAAUCUAUUUUUCUAAUAAUUAAAACAAAUACGAAAAGCACAGUAAUCACGAGUAUUGGAAAUGACACGACUUCCAAGAGAGCUCAUUUUGUAGAUUAUUUCUAAAAUCAUUUUGAAUAGUUUGACAUUAUUUUGAUUAUUCCAGGAAAAUAUGCAGUUAAUUUUCUGUGAGAGUUUAUUUUCAGCGGAGUACAGGAAUAUUUUUAUUUUCUCAGACUGUUGUUAUUCUAUCCAGUUGUAGCAACUGUGUGUCACAGUGUGUUUAUCCACAGAUUCAAAGAGGCAGGAUGCUCUUCAGUGACAACGGACAUUUAAAGUGAUACCGCCCAAAUAAUCUGUCAAGAUUAUCCCCUCCUAUUAAAAGAAGCAUGAUGCUGGCAAAAUAAGCAAUAUAAAUUAUAGUUAUAGUGUUGACCCUACUUUGCAAACAUUUUAUAAUCCAAAUCUCUGCUGUCUCCUAGUUAUUAAUCCAUAUUUAAAAUAUGACUCAGUUAGUACAAUGUCGCUGCACCGUCACAUUGAAGCUGUUUUUCGUCCUUCUGCUUCCACGCUGUGUUUGUCUUCAAAAGGUUUUGGCUUCAGCAGUGCUUUAAUUCACAUAACACAAAGCUGAAAAAGCCUUGUCUUCAUCAUCCUCCUCACCUGGGCAACAAACAGUCUCUGUCAGUUACCGCCAUCCUGCCUCUUUUUAUCUGCAUUUCUAGAGAAAUGUUUCUCCUCAGGCUGAUGUCACAGAUAGACCAUUAAAUCCAACAGGGAAGCAAUUCCUGUUCCUGUUUCCUCUUAGUUUAGAUAAACCCACACACUUAUAUAUAUUGUUUGAACCUUGGAAGGAUGUUGCAUUAAAUUUAGAAAUUAGAAUCUGUUAACACCUUGUGAUGCAUUAGAAAUCUCUUCCUUUGUGUGCUAACUUUUUGUUUUGUUUUGUUUUGAUUUUUUUUUGGUUUUUUUUUUUCAAUUAACUUUUGUUUUCCCUUUAUGUACUAUAACUGGGUAAAACUGAAGAAACAUUAAGAAGUUUCAGCAUUAAAUACUGUCUGUCUGGAUGUAGUCCUCUGUUUACCUAGAACAGACAUGAUUUUAAUGAUCUUAAUUCCAUAUAAUUCUUUUAAUAAACUCCUGAGGCUGUGACACCAAAUAGAUGUGGGUGU
Melanotaenia boesemani (Boeseman's rainbowfish) is the source of this 2963-nucleotide messenger RNA. It is a transcript of the gene rorc, whose product is annotated as RAR-related orphan receptor C. Lineage: Eukaryota; Metazoa; Chordata; Actinopteri; Atheriniformes; Melanotaeniidae. Gene Ontology annotation, cellular component: nucleus. Gene Ontology annotation, molecular function: zinc ion binding; nuclear receptor activity; RNA polymerase II cis-regulatory region sequence-specific DNA binding. The transcript is spliced from 12 exons. The record is from RefSeq and is a predicted model, not a curated record. Gene Ontology annotation, biological process: regulation of transcription by RNA polymerase II. The coding region runs from base 219 to 1739 and encodes 506 amino acids.